This is a messenger RNA of Melopsittacus undulatus (budgerigar), 5210 nucleotides long. RefSeq lists its product as uncharacterized. Gene Ontology annotation, biological process: protein ubiquitination. Bases 254 to 3187 code for a protein of 977 amino acids. The transcript is spliced from 8 exons. The record is from RefSeq and is a predicted model, not a curated record. Gene Ontology annotation, cellular component: cytoplasm. Gene Ontology annotation, molecular function: zinc ion binding; ubiquitin protein ligase activity. NCBI's taxonomy places the organism in Eukaryota, Metazoa, Chordata, Aves, Psittaciformes, Psittaculidae.
CUGGGUUUCACUUCCCGGAAAGUUGGCGGUUAGAAGCGGCGGUUGGAGUUGGACGCUGGAGGGGUAUUCGGGUCCCUCUCCGGGGCUUACCGCCGCCACGCUGGAGGCGGCGGGACGGAGCGACGAACCGGGGGCAGCCUGCGAGCCGGGCUCGGUGCAGCGGGGCGAGUCGAGACCGCCCAGUCGGGCCGCCUGCGAGCCCCGGCAGCAGGAGUGGCGGCCCCGUUCUCGGCCGCCCACCUACUUGUUGCAGAUGGAGGCCAGCCUGACGUGCGCUGUGUGCCUGUCUCUCUUCGAGGAGCCGGUGACGCUGCCCCUUUGCUCGCACAACUUCUGCCGGGACUGCGUGCUGGAGUGCCUGGCUUCAGCCGAGGCCCCCCGCCUGCAGCAGCAGCGGGGUCAGGGGCAGUCCCGCCACUCUCGGGUGGGUUCGGGUACUGGCGGCGACGUGGCCGGCGCCCGGGUGUCGUGCCCGCUGUGCAGGAAGCUGUGCCCGCUGCCCCGGGGCGGUGCCGCCGCGCUGCCUGUCAACACCACCCUGGCGGAGCUGGUCAGGCUCUACCGAUCCAGCACGGCAGGGACCGCCAAGGCCGAAGAGGCGGAGCAGGGGCCGGGGUCUCCACUCUCCCUGCAGGCUCUCGGGGGAACCUGCCAGAAGCAUUCGGGACGGCUGGUGCAGCUCUACUGCCGGAUGUGCCGCCAGGCGGGGUGCGGGCUGUGCGUCUCUAAGGAGCACCAAGGCAUCUUCCACUCCGUCAACCUCAUAGAUGCUGUGUACCAGGAAGAGAAAUUAACCUUCUUCAGCAGUCUGAAAAAAAUGAGAACGAUAAAUGAGAAGCUGACGAAUGAAAUCUCAAAUCAACUGAAUGAUAUGGAUAUGACACUGAACAAAGAUGCUGACAUGAUUGCACUGGAAUUUGGAGAAAUCUUCAAGACUUUGGAAAUGAAGAAACAGCAAUUGCUAGAAGAUGUUGAAAAUCAAAGAAGUAAAAAAGAAAAGGAAUUUGCAAUUUGGAAGAAAAUGAAGGAAGCUCACAAGAAGACCAUUGAAAAUUUUCUGAAGGAUUGUGAAGAGCUUGUCCAUGAGUGUGAUCCUCAGCGUUUCCUAGAGGUGGCCUGUGGCUUGAAUGCAAGAAUGAAAACUCAGCUUGAUCUGAUGAACAUAGCAUCCAGCUACGAAAAAACACCAGAGUGUACUCAAAAGAAGAUGGAUAUCACACCUGUGGUUAAUAAAAUCUUGGCUUUGAAGUUAAUGCCUGUUAACGAAGGCACUGAUAAAGAUCUGCCUUCUGGGGGAAAUGAGGACUCAACAAAAAAGAGUCUGUUUAAAAAUAACAUAAAGCAAUGGCCGGACCAGAAGAACACACCCAACAUGUUUCUUCCUGUAGCAGGACAGAAGGAAGCACUGGCAGAUGGCAGCAGGAUUUGUACUCACCUAAUGUCGGUAUCGGAAAUGUCCACGUCUCAAAACAUGAGCCAUGAGGAGUUACGUUACAAAUUCUAUAUGGAACAUCAGAAGCUCACCAGUGAGGUCAAGAAACAAACUCUAUCUGGAAAUAAAAAGUAUAAAUUUGGAAGCACUGGGGCUUUGAAGGCUAGGUCCUCAGGAACUCCUUUUGCAUCUUCACCUACCAAAGCAAACAACCCAGAUAAAGUGAAAACUGGAAUCCUGCAAAGAGCAGAUGGCUUUGAGAAAAGCUUUUCUGGAGCCACUCAUCACAGCAUCCCAUCCACAAAUACGAAUUCUGAAACAAGUGGUGACUUAAAAUCAUUUCUUGAGAGAAGUUCCCAGGAAACAGCCACUCCAGCCUUAGAAAACUCGACAGACUUGGGACCUAAAGAAAAAUUGCCCAUGCAGGAAUCAGCGGUUAGUGUUUCCAAUGAAAUGGACACAAAUUCUAGCACUUCAUUUGGCUUAAACCCAGCAGCAUCAGCAGCUGCUACUGUUUCAAAGUCAGAAUGUCUAGAUGUUUCUACAGAGGGACCUUCUACUUCACCUUUUACUUUUGGUGCAUGUAGCAACUCAGUACCCACAUAUACUAAAGAUGCAGGUACAUUUUCCUUUAAUAUCAAAGACACAAAAUAUGUUUUCUCUCAGUUUUACCCUGGAAAAUGUGAUCAUGCAGAUAAAACCAACCACCAGGAUGAACGCAGAUUUAGAAAGCAUGGUCCUGUAGCCAGACCCACAGUUUCUGACGCUUCAUCUGGUCCUGAUUUAGACUCAGCAGAAAGCAAGAAGCCAGGUUUUUCAUUUCCCUUUGGCAAUUCAGUAAAAGGUGGUUCUGCAGGAUCGGGAGUCAGCAAUUCGUUUAAGGUUUUACCACUACCCCCAUUUUUUAGCCAAUCUGAGAAGCCAUCUGACAAAAAUACAUCAUCUCACGUGAGAGAAAUAACACUUUCUGCAAAGGAAACUGCAGGAUAUGGAACACAGAAACCAUCUGUCUCAGGGGAACAAAAAGCCAAAACCUCAGAAUCUGCCACAACUGUAACUUGUAAUACUUCAGAGACUAAGACUGCAGCUGGGGUGAAUGUCACCCAGUCUCCCAUCCUCCCUGCUAAUUUUGUAUUUUCAUUCAAAAAUACCUGUUUCUCAUCGCCCUCACCAGCGUUUUCAUUUGGAAAUACUGCCAGAAAUACCUCUGGCUCACUGACUUCCUCUGUGUUUCUGCCUGGAAAUGGUAUUGAAGAAGAGAAGAGGAAUCCUGACAAAACACCUCUGAAUGCAGGGAAGCCUGUAUCUCCAGAAUGUGUGGAGCCUGCUUGUAGACAGAGUCAAUCAAAUUGUGAAGGUUCACUCUUUCCUAUGAACUCAUCUAAGAAGACUGAAAGUGCAGGAACACUUCCUGAUGGUAGUAAUUCUUGUAGUCAGCCUUUGUCUUCAGCUAUCCUUCCUGAUAGAUAUGAGAACGCAUCUUCCACUCAACUCCCUACAGCAACAAAACCAGAAACAAAGGUAAAAGAGGAAGAAAGUGAAAGUGUUGCUGGAAACAGCUGUUGCUGUCCUAGAAGGGAAGAUGAGCCUGAGUCUGUACCAUGUCAGAAUGCAGCUUGUUCUGGUCUUGGUGCAUGCGAUGAUCCAUCUUCAGGAGGUUCUGUGUUCAUGGUAAAAAAGAUAGGAGGACUGCCAAGUGACAGCGAUUCUGACACAGAACAGCUAAGUAAAGACCAAAGCUUCAUCUACCUUUGACUGGCAAAAUGUGCGUUUGUAUUUCAGUGCGCAGGCUGGAAGGUAUUUUCUCCCAAAGAGACUGGCUAGAAUGAGCACUAGCUUUUCCAGGACAUUCUCUGAAAAAACAGUUGAACCUGUGUCAGAACAGAAAAGUUUUGGAUUAAAUAUGAAAGUGGAAAAGGAAAAAAAAAAAGUAAUUUUUAAGGAAAAACCAAACAAAACCCAAUAACUCCUAUUCAGGAGUUCUCUUCCCAGCUGCCAUUGUCAUGACAGAGGUUAUGUUGGCUAAAGAUCAACUCACUACAUACAAAAAUCUGUGCUAUAACUAAGCAAUUAGAAGUAUGUACAAAUAAAUACUGUAUUCUUGUAUGUUCAUAUCCUGCAGCGCAUCUCAGUGCACAGAGUGGAUUUGACUCAUGUAAUGAGACAUUAGUAGUACUUAAUUUUUUUUAAUCUGUUGGUAUUCAGAGUGGUCAUCCACCUUCUUGUCUAUAAGACAUUCAAAUACUACUCUGGAGUCCCAGUUAUUGAUUUUUCUACAUAUAGCAUUCUUUCUUACCCUACUGGAAUGUUUCACAAACAAUACAUUUAGGUUCAUGAUACCAACAUUGCCAUAUGUAUGAGAAAUAUGAGCACAUGCUGAGUGUGUAGGGACAGAGGCCAAGGAUAUGAGGAUGAAGGCUAGGCAAGCGAAAGAUGGUAGCAGCAAUGAGGCACCAGAAAAUUUCAGAACCACUGGGGUUAGAGAGCCCGCCACAGACUACAAUUAAAAUGCAGAGACUAUUAUUUACCUUUAAUUGGCUGGCACUAUUUGUGGAAUAAAUCUUUCACAAGAAAGCUCACUAAAACGAAAUUUGAAGGUUCGUGAUAGCGCAAGUCCAGCAAAUCCUAUGGGUUUACCUUCUUGAUACAAGUAGCCCUAUUGAAUUUAAAAGCAAAACACAACUUAGUUGUGAAGGGUGACCUUCGAUAUGACAGAAAUAUAGAAUGGUGGCAUUCAAAAGAAUAGCCCUUCAACCUAGUGCAUGGGUACCUAUUGAGAACAUGCAAUUUCCAAUGAAAGGCAAAAAUUGGUCCUUCCUAAAAAACAAGUCACCAAUUUGUCCCACUGCCAGUACUCCUCAGCUGGAAGUCAAAUGGAGUCAUACAUAAAAAUUUUCCAAAAUGGUAUCCAUCAAAAGUUAAAGUAUUAUUAUGGAGAGAUACACCAGUAAUUUACAGUCUUCUCUAAAUUUUUGUUACAGAUGUAAUUUCUUUCAACAUUAUGGAAAUCGUGUCAUCCUUAGUAUGCUUUAAACCCUUGCCGUUUCACAUGCAUGCAUCUUUAUAUACAAGAGAAACACACAGCUCUUACUUGCCUAAUCAAUCUAUAACUAUAUAAACCACACCACAAUACUUUUCCUGUUGAGUUUAUUUCAUAAGUAGCUCAGAAUUAACCUCAAAUAUAAAGCACUCUAAUUUUAUCCAUUUUCUUAAAUUUCUAAAAAGAAAUGGCCUAUUGCUAUGAAAUAUAAAGUAUAUGGGUCUUCAAAUAAAAGCAUACUAACAGAAAUAAGAAUCUGUAGAUUUAAGAGCUCUCCUUUAUGAAAAUGAGUCAAAACCAACCUCUUUGAUCAGAAACUGCAAGGAAAACAUAAAAUAGAUUUUUAGUAUUUGAUCGUAUCUUUCUUUUCUGAAUGACAUCAGCGAGUGCUUCAACACUGACAAUGCCUGGUCAAACAAACAUAAGAAGAUAAUUUAGAAAUCCAAGGAAAUGCAGAUACUGUAACAAGCAAAGAAAUACAAUAUCCAGCUUUUAUCUUUGCUUCAAUACUUGGUUUUCAGGGUAAAAAUGCUGGGUGGGGUUAUGGGGUUGUAGUUUUAUGCAAAUUGAAUGCUUAACUCCUGGAAAUGCUUGUGAAAAAAGUCCAUCUUCUGUGAAACGUGUGCUCAUUUUCUACAUUUAUGCUAAGGUUUGUGAAGUUAAUUAUGUGGAAUUCAUAUAGAGAUCUAAAAGACAAGGAUUUAAGUAUCAUUAAACUAAACCCAGGAAGUUUUUAAA